Molecule: messenger RNA, 1167 nt
Organism: Manihot esculenta (cassava)
Lineage: Eukaryota; Viridiplantae; Streptophyta; Magnoliopsida; Malpighiales; Euphorbiaceae
Product: peroxidase 42
Exons: 4
Coding region: 54-1070 (338 amino acids)
Biological process (GO): response to oxidative stress; hydrogen peroxide catabolic process
Molecular function (GO): heme binding; peroxidase activity
Source: RefSeq, a predicted model, not a curated record
GCAAGGUCAGUGACCUUUUGUGAGCGUGUUGAGUGGGGAGAGAGACGCAGAAUAUGGAUGCCAAAGCUUUCUUCCUAUUUGCUUUAUUAUCUCUCUCAGCUGUGUCUCUGAGGACAGCUUUUGCGGAAGAUGAGAAAGACCCAGGUCUUAUUAUGAACUUCUACAAGGACACGUGCCCUCAAACUGAAGAUAUUAUCAGAGAACAAGUAAAGCUUCUGUACAAGAGACACAAGAACACUGCAUUUUCAUGGCUCAGAAACAUCUUUCAUGACUGUGCUGUUCAGUCGUGCGAUGCUUCACUGCUGCUGGACUCAACCCGGAGGACCUUGUCUGAGAAGGAGACGGACAGGAGCUUUGGCCUAAGGAACUUUAGAUACCUUGAUGCAAUCAAAGAAGCUGUAGAGAGGGAAUGUCCUGGAGUAGUUUCCUGUGCAGACAUCCUUGUGCUGUCUGCUAGAGAUGGCAUUGUUUCGCUAGGAGGUCCUUACAUCCCUCUAAAAACUGGAAGAAGAGAUGGAAGGAAUAGCAGAGCAGAUGUGGUCGAGCAGUAUCUCCCGGACCAUAAUGAGAGCAUCUCUGUCGUUCUAGAGAGGUUUGCUGCCAUGGGUAUUGACACCCCUGGAGUGGUUUCCUUGCUAGGAGCUCACAGUGUUGGUAGAACACACUGUGUGAAGCUUGUGCAUCGUCUCUACCCGGAGGUAGAUCCAGUGCUAAACCCUGACCAUGUUGAGCACAUGCUCUAUAAGUGCCCUGACUCAAUCCCAGACCCUAAGGCUGUGCAAUACGUGAGAAAUGACCGUGGCACACCCAUGAUACUAGACAACAACUACUAUAGAAAUAUAUUGGACAACAAGGGCUUGUUGACAGUGGAUCAUCAACUAGCCACAGACAAGAGGACAAAGCCUUACGUGAAGAAAAUGGCCAAAAGCCAGGACUACUUCUUUAAGGAAUUUGCUAGGGCUAUCACCAUUCUGUCUGAGAAUAACCCACUCACUGGUACCAAAGGUGAGAUCAGAAAACAGUGCAAGAGCUCAACUUUUCUUCUCUCUUUAUGUGAGGAAGAAGAGUGAGAAUUGAAGAAUAAGGUGGCUUGCUUUGGAAUUUGGCCCUUGUUAUUGCUAUGCCAGCAACUAAUGUGGUGAGAUAUUAAUGAAGACGGUUUAAUUA